This is a messenger RNA of Seriola aureovittata, 3489 nucleotides long. RefSeq names its product guanylate cyclase 1 soluble subunit beta 1 (gene gucy1b1). NCBI's taxonomy places the organism in Eukaryota, Metazoa, Chordata, Actinopteri, Carangiformes, Carangidae. Gene Ontology annotation, molecular function: heme binding; guanylate cyclase activity. Bases 121 to 1977 code for a protein of 618 amino acids. Gene Ontology annotation, biological process: cGMP biosynthetic process; response to oxygen levels. Gene Ontology annotation, cellular component: guanylate cyclase complex, soluble. The transcript has 13 exons. The record is from RefSeq and is a predicted model, not a curated record.
CUGAGGGGAAAGGGGGGAAUGGACGCAGAGACACUCAGCAUCUGUAGCAAACGAUGAAGGUUGUGUCAGAUUAAACGGUUUUUGCUUUAAAAUAGGGGAAAAAGAAGAACGGCGGUCAUCAUGUAUGGUUUUGUGAAUCACGCCUUGGAGCUCCUCGUUUUAAGGAAUUAUGGCCCGGAAGUGUGGGAAGACAUCAAGAGGGAGGCUCAGCUUGAUAUUGAGGGUCAGUUUCUUGUUAGAAUCAUAUAUGAAGAUGCCAAAACAUACGAUCUAGUUGCGGCUGCCAGUAAAGUUCUCAAGAUCGAUGCUGGAGACAUCUUGCAGAUGUUUGGGAAAAUGUUUUUUGAAUUUUGCCAAGAGUCAGGAUAUGACACCAUCUUGCGAGUGUUAGGAUCAAACGUUCGUGAAUUCCUGCAGAAUUUGGAUGCUCUACAUGACCACCUGGGAACUAUUUAUCCCGGGAUGAGGGCUCCCUCAUUUCGCUGCACUGAUGCCGAGAAGGGAAACAAUCUGAUUCUUCACUACUACUCAGAGCGAGAAGGCUUGCAAGACAUUGUGAUCGGCAUCAUUAAAACUGUCGCUCAACAAAUCCACGGAACAGAGAUAGAGAUGAAGAUGAUCCAACCGAAAAGUGAGGAGUGCGACCACAUCAAGUUCCUCAUCGAGGAGAAGGAUUCAGAGGAGGAGGCGUUCUACGAGGACCUGGAUGGCUUUGAGGAGAACGGAACGCAGGAGACUCGGAUCAGUCCGUACACGUUUUGCAAGGCCUUCCCGUUCCACCUCAUGUUUGACAAGGACCUGAUGCUCACACAGUGUGGGAACGCCAUUUAUCGAGUCCUGCCACAGCUCCAGCCCGGUACCUGUAUCCUCCCUUCAGUUUUUUCUUUGGUCCGUCCUCACAUUGACUUCAGUUUUCACGGCAUCCUUUCCCACAUCAACACUGUCUUCGUUCUGCGAAGCAAGGAGGGCCUGCUGAAUGUGGAGACUGUAGAGAACGAGGAUGAGCUGACGGGGGUGGAGAUCAGCUGUCUGAGAUUGAAAGGACAGAUGAUUUACUUGCCAGAGGCGGAGAACAUCCUUUUUCUUUGCUCACCCAGUGUCAUGAACCUUGAUGAUCUUACGCGAAGGGGGCUAUACCUGAGUGACAUCCCGCUACAUGACGCAACGCGUGACCUGGUGCUGCUGGGUGAGCAGUUUCGUGAGGAGUACAAGCUGACCCAAGAGCUGGAAAUCUUGACAGAUCGUCUGCAGCACACACUCCGGGCCCUGGAGGAUGAGAAGAAGAAGACAGACAGAUUGCUCUACUCAGUUCUGCCGCCAUCUGUUGCCAACGAGCUGCGACACAAACGGCCCGUCCCGGCAAAACGCUACGACAACGUGACCAUCCUCUUUAGUGGCAUUGUAGGGUUUAAUGCCUUCUGCAGCAAGCACGCCUCGGCUGAGGGAGCCAUCAAAAUAGUCAACCUGCUCAACGAUGUUUACACACGUUUUGACAUCUUGACAGACUCUCGCAAGAACCCUUAUGUAUACAAGGUGGAAACAGUGGGUGAUAAGUACAUGACAGUGAGUGGCCUGCCAGAGCCUUGCACGCACCACGCCAAGUCAAUCUGCCACCUCGCUCUUGAUAUGAUGGAGAUUGCUGGACAAGUCAAAGUGGAUGAUGAACCAGUACAGAUUACAAUUGGGAUCCACACAGGAGAAGUGGUCACUGGGGUGAUUGGCCAGAGGAUGCCAAGAUAUUGCCUUUUUGGAAAUACAGUCAACCUCACAAGUCGUACAGAAACUACUGGUGAAAAGGGAAAAAUAAAUGUCUCUGAAUAUACUUAUCGGUGUUUGCAGUCUGCUGAGAACGCCGACCCUCAGUUUCAUUUGGAGUAUCGGGGCCCCAUCACCAUGAAAGGAAAGAAGGAGCCGAUGAAGGUGUGGUUUCUGUCCAGGAAGCCCACUGACACAGAGUCCUCCAUGGUUAAAACUUAACUAUUCAACACUAAAACAUCACGAGUGUCAUCUAAUGAAAGCUUCAGUUUGGUACCUUCAAGGGGAAUUUUGAGGCACAGAUGAGAUGGAUCAGAUGUAUAAAGAGUGAUAAUUUAUCCACAGACCUGCAGAUAUUUUAAUAUAAACCACAGUUUUUAAAAGUGAAUAUGAACCCGUUUCAUUUCUCUCCCUCCUUGUUUUCUGCUUGACAAUGAUCUGUCAUGACCUCACUAUAUUUUUUUAGCAUACACACAAUAUGCUUAGUGAUACAGUAUAUGGUAUAUUCAAGUUUGAUAGAGUUUUGGACAAAGUACACACAAGAUGUCAUAAGCAAACCAUUUUCCAUCUACCUUAAAUGUUUAUAGUUGCUAAUUUUGUCAUAUUCUGUAUUUGUUCUGAAGCCUGCCAAAAAUACAGAGAAUCUUUUGGCUUUACUCUGUCAGCCAAAAUAACUUAUUUCACUUUAGAUGAAAAAAAUACAGUAUUUUUUUAACCACUCUCAUUGUCACUUUCAGAAUGACAAUGAUAAAUACUUGAUUUAAAGUGAAAGAUUUGACUCACGAGUAUAAUACAGAUGUGCUCUGGCUUGCUUUAUACUAAAAAGAAAAAAAACACAAAUAAUUCAGCUAGGUAUCAUAUUAGUGCCAUUAUAUUACUGUCACUAUUUGAGGGGGGCAUUUUUGUUCAUUGGAUGUGAGAUAUACAAAGUUUUACACUGAACAUGUUGCACUGGCAUCAAGACCAUUCAAAGAAAUAAGAAAUUGUAUUGUAUUUAUAUAGAUUUAUAUCACCAUGUUCAUUAGUUAUUUGGCACAAAAGCUAUUGUUCUAACUUGAUUCAUGUUGAAAUUCAAAGAUGUAUUUCAUGUUUAAUUAAUGUUAUAAAGUUACAAAUGAUACAGUGUUGAGCCAUUAGUAGACAUGUACCAUCAUGUAGCUCUCACUAAAUCACAAAAUACUCCAAUAAGUAAAAAUGAGCACUAUACACUAUUUUAUUUAGUAUAUUUAUUGCACCUCUCAACUUAGCGCACAUUCACAUUUUGUCAGCUUGUGUGAAAUAAUAUUGAGCGCAAUUUUCAGUUCUACAGAACAUUAUUGAGAUAUUCUUAAAGAUCUACAUAUUUAUUGUUAACAUCAUGUUACUUUGUAUUUAUUCUUUCAUUUGUAAGAACUCAUUACUUUAAAUGUAGCGUUCACCUUUAGAAAAUAAAAAAUAUAGUACAUUUAAUUAUGGAUGAAACUACUGUAUGUGCCUCCAUCAUAUUUAUGAUUAAAGUAAAACUUUAUGUGCUUUAUGUGUUUGAUUAAUUUCACAUGCGUAUAUGUACUGUACUUUGUCUAAUUUUUCCAAAGUCAUUAUUAUGACACCUCACUGGAGGAAAUCCUCUUGUGCAAGACACAAACAGAUGCCUCUUUUACUGUUCGAGUGCGUUUCUGUGGUUGUAAGAUGUGAUAGUUUUAUUUUAAUAUUGUUUCUGUUGGGAGGUUAACUAAUAAAAAAUAGUCUUGAGAA